UGGUAAUCAGUGGGAAGAAUGUCUCUUACAUUGGCAAUCAGUGGGAAGAAUGCCCCUUACAUUGGUGAUCAGUGGGAAGAAUGCCCCUUAUAUUGGUGAUCAGUGGGAAGAAUGUCCCUUACAUUGGUAAUCAGUGGGAAGAAUGUUCUUUACAUUGGUGGUCAGUGGGGAGAAUGGUCCUUACAUUGGUGCUCAGUGGGAAGAAUGUCCCUUACAUUGGUGGUCAGUGGGAAGAAUGGUCCUUUCAUUGGUGGUCAGUUACAAGAGUUCUCCUUUCAUUGGUGGUCAGUGGGAAGAAUGUCCCUUACAUUGGUUGUCAAUGGGGAGAAUAUCCUUUACAUUGGUGAUCAGUGAGAAAAAUGUCCCUUACAUUGGUAAUCAGUAGGGACUAUAUCCUUUACAUUUGGUGGUCAGUGGGGAGUAUUUCCUUUACAUUUGGUGGUCAGUGGGGACUAUAUCCUUUACAUUGG
Staurois parvus is the source of this 470-nucleotide messenger RNA. The record is from the annotation of a GenBank genome assembly. Lineage: Eukaryota; Metazoa; Chordata; Amphibia; Anura; Ranidae.